AUGAAUUUUGAGUGCUUUCAUGAAAUAGCUCAGUGGAUAAUUAAUUCUCGAACCAUUGUCGAAAAUAUUGAAUACGAGGAAUCGCCACUUAAACCACCAGAUUAUAAUAUUAUUCCUUUCAAUCAACUUGAUAUCUACAAAGAUACAGAUGCAGAAGUAGAUAUCCUGGCAAUAGCAAUGAUGACGAAUGCACCAAGACAAGUUAAUACAAGCCAUGGCAUGAAAUCAUUGGUACAAGACAUAUAUGUGAUCGAUUCAAGUUUAAAGGUUCUACGUUUGGCAAUGUGGAACAAAUUUGUCCACGAUGAAUGCUCUGAAAUUUGUAAUAUUAUUAUGGAAAAGCCAAUUGUCCUUGCAACAAAAAUCAGAGUCUCUUCGUAUAACGGCUUAUCAUUAUCGUCACGACCUACGAGUGUCUUCACCAUUGAGCCAUUUCUUGCAUCUGCCAUUUCAUUACGUGCAUGGGCAACAGAAAACAACUUGUUACUUGAGGAAACAAUUGCCAAAAAUUUGGAUAGGCCAGUUGCAUCAACAUCAGGCAGUUCUACCGAUCCAUUAGUCAAAAUAUCAGAAAUUGUGGAAACCUUAAAGUCUAUUCCAGCAAUGACGGUAUAA
Molecule: messenger RNA, 615 nt
Organism: Juglans regia (Persian walnut)
Lineage: Eukaryota; Viridiplantae; Streptophyta; Magnoliopsida; Fagales; Juglandaceae
Product: replication protein A 70 kDa DNA-binding subunit B-like
Exons: 5
Coding region: 1-615 (204 amino acids)
Source: RefSeq, a predicted model, not a curated record